CCGAGCGGGGCGGCCCGGCCCCCCGGCGGGCGCGCGGGGCAGCUGCGCGCCGGGCGGGUCGCGGAGCGGCCGGAGGAGCCGCCGGAGGACGGGAGGAGGCGGCCCCGCUGCCAGAGCAGGGCCGGGGCUGCCCGCACGGCAGAGCGGAGCGCGGGGCACUGCCGGUGUGCGGGAGCAGCAGGGACCGUGAUGUCACCUCACUGGGAAAGCUGCUGUGAAUUUACACCAUUGCCGGCUCAGGGCUCUGGGGCCUGGCAGGGGGGUCUCUCCUCAAGGUCGUCAUGCUAACGAGCAUCCCACACCGUGGCCUCAUCCCAGACACGGGCAAUUACGGAAUGAGAUUGCACUGAGCCUUUGUGGAAGAAGCAAGAUUUAAACGUCAAUUCUUCAAUGUGCAUCCUUCUAUUCAAAUUCGAUCCCCGACCAGCUUCAAAAAAUGCAUACAGGUUUAUUCUAGCAGCUAAUAGAGAUGAAUUUUACCACAGACCAUCCAAACCAGCAGAAUUUUGGGACAGCAGCCAUGAGAUCCUUAGUGGUCUGGAUAUGGAGGAAGGAAAAGAAGGUGGGACGUGGCUGGGAAUCAGUAAGAAAGGCAAGAUGGCAGCCCUGACAAACUAUAUGCAGCCAAACGUUGAUAAAAAUGCAAAAGGAAGAGGUGCUCUUGUAACAAACUUCUUGACUACAGAUCUGGACAGCUACUCUUACUUGAAGAAGGUUUCAGAAGAAGCACAUCUUUACAAUGGAUUUAAUUUAUUAGCAGCUGACCUCAAUACCACCAAAGGAGAUGUAAUUUGCUACUAUGGAAACAGAGGAGAACCAGAACCUGUUUUCCUAAAUCCUGGAAUAUAUGGAUUGAGUAACUCUUUGUUGGAUACACCAUGGAAGAAGCUUCAAUAUGGGAAGCAGCUUUUCACAGAAGUGAUCGAGAGAAGUCAAGACCUUACCAAAGAAGACUUGGUGCAGGAGCUUCUUACAGUGAUGAAUAAUCAAGAGCCUCAAUUACCAGACCCUGCAAUUGAAGACCAAGGGAAGGAUUAUAUACGUCCUGUACUGAGCAAGUACGCAGCUGUAUGUGUUCGUUGCCCAGGUUAUGGAACAAGGACUAACACAGUCAUUCUGAUUGACUGGGAAGGAUGGGUGACUUUCACCGAGCGCAACAUGAUCGAUGUGGAUCUCGACCAGUGGAAAACAAGCACCUAUGAAUUCAAACUGCACACUUAGCAGCUUUCCGUGUGAAUGGUUUGUAAUAAAAGCAAUGAGAGAACAAGCCAUAAAGCUCUUGUAAAUGUUUUGUGUCAGCCUCCACAAGCUAAAAAUAGCAAGGAAAGCAGAAGUUUAUUUAAACAGGUAGCAUACCCUAUCAUGCUUAUAAAUCCUUUGGAUAAAACCAAAAGAGGAAAAUGGUUUUAAAGUAAGUAGCAACUGUACAGAAAGAAACUUCUAAAUAUCACCCUGCCUCCAGGGCAAGGCCACCUUUGCCUGAGGCAAAGCAAGUGCUUUUUUGUGGGUGGUUUGUCUGCUGUGUUGGGUUUUAAGUAGACUCUUGAAUAUGUUUUCAGUUCUGAGGAGGUGAAAGAUUGGCUGGUUUUAUUGUUCUAUAAGAAGGUUUUACCAAACUUUGCUUUCCAUUUAACAUACACUCUUAAGAUUGUAUAGCUGAUGCCAGUGUGCAUGAAGUGACUGUAUGCUGUCUUUGUAGCAUUAAGUGCUUUAAUAACACAGAAACUUUUCAGCAGUGCCGUGGUGCAAUGUUCUGCCUGGGGAGGGCAGAGCAGGGCGGGGGGGUCUUUACAUUUAUUUUCCUAUAGACAGUACAGCAAUAUGUCUUUUUUCUAAAACUUGAUUUGAGAGUAGGUAGGAAAUUUAGUUCAGACUUUGUUCAGUUUUACUGAAAAAAUAGUGGGAGCAGACUUGCUUAUCUUUGACCCUAAGAAAAUUGUGUAUUGUGACAUCUUCUUUCCUGAUAGUUUAACUGGCAAUAUCGUUUCUCUUAUUUUCUUCCCCAGCUGCCAGGUAAGGAAUAAGUAUCUGUUUGCAAACAGAAGCAGAAUAUGAAGCUUACUUAUAUCGGCUGGUUUGUACAUGUGCAAUUUUGGCUUCAUUUCUUUAUUGGUAUAAUGUGUUAAAGCCUGGAGUGACUGCUCAUAAAUUUUUCGUAAAAAUAGCUAUUUGUUGUAAGGUGACAUUAUUGCAGUCUAAUGUUGCUGAAAAAGUUUGAUUUUAAGAUGCAUUUCUUAUGUUCCAACAUCUGUGAAUUAAAAAGCUAUUUAAAUGCAUGCGUUUUCAAUUAUUCAGUGCUAGUGUAGGUGAUAGAAGAUUCUAGCUGAAAUCAAGAUAUUUUAAUACCCUGAGUUAUUUUGCUGCUAUUGGUGUUCUGUUUUGACUUAUUUUGAAUGCUGAAUAUUAAGUUAGUAAUGGGUAACUGCUAUUUUUUUCUCUAUAUAUGCUGAAUGUAUUAUUUUUAUGAGCCUCUGAUUACUGUUAUUGCCAAGUAGCAUGAUUUCUGAUUCUCUCCACAAAUAUGUGCCACUGUUCUGUACCUCAAGCUGGUAUGUUCAAGCAUUCUCGUGUGUGUUUGUAAUGGAGGCAGCAGAAAGCUGGACUUGCCGUUGAGGUGAAAUACUGUGAAAGGCCAUUCCCAGGUUUCUAAUUUUCAGGAUAAUUGUCUAAAGCACCAUUUAGUCAAUUAUUUCCUUUGUAUUUGCAUAUUUAAGUAGCUUCUAGAUACAACGACUGCUUGCAUGACUAGUCACAGGUGGUUGAUUCAGUGCUCUGUGAAUGACUUUUGACCACCUUAAUUGCAAGAGGAUCGAUUGAGUUGGACAUGAUUUAGAACUCUGAGCCUUCCAGACUCUUUCUGAGCUGUUGGAAGUGGUUAGCCCUUUAUUUUUUAUGGUUGUUUAAACCAUAUAUUUGUAUGAAUAAAUGUUAUUUUUAGAUGUAAAGAAAUAGCCCUAUCUGUCUUAAAUUUGAAUUUGGCAAGUGCAUACUUUAAAACAAACCUCUGCUUUGAUGGUUUUCACUUACUGAAGCUUUAUGUAUCAGCCCUUUUUGUAUGUUAUGAAAAAAACUUACCAGUGUAUUUGAACAAGAUAGUCUCCUUGAAGACAUUACCUAAAUGACAAGCAAAACGCUUGCAUGCUGUUCCAUGCUAAAAGCAUUUAGAAACCCUACUUUUUAUAGUAGCCCUGUAAUAAUGAACAUUUAUUCUUAUUUUUUAUGUAUCGGCAAAAGAAAAGCAAGUGAGAACAUAGAAAACCAGGUGAUAAUGUAUUUUGCUUUGCUUGAAUGAAAAUCUUAAAUCUGAGAUUUUCUUGCAGUCAAACACUAAAGAACCAAAAGCUCUGUUAUUCUUUAUGUUAGAUUAGUUAAAGUGAGCUUUUUAAACUUCUUUUGAAGCUUACGAGUGUUUUGUCAGUAGCUUCAGUGGAAACAGGAUCAGGACUGCAGUGCAGACAGCGGCAGAUGUUGCUUCUCCGUAGAAACGAUCAGGUAUUUGUGAAGGGCAUAAUUUACUCUGUGCAAAUUGUAGUUGCAAUGAAUACACUGGAAAAAGCAAACUAGCUAAAGGUAGCAAAGUAUUUUAUUUUUGUAGAAGUAUUUUUAAGAAUAAAAGGGGAUUUUACAUAUCGGUUUUAAAGGAAAAAAGUGUAUAUAGGAAACUAUCGCAUGGCAUUUUUUUUAAGUUUGCUUAUAUUUAACAUUAUUUCAAAAUCAUAAAUUUGCAAGAUAUUUUUAUUUCUUGUCUUUUUUUCUACCAAAACGGUAGUGGAAGAAAUUUUAAAAUAUCUGUGAAAACUCAAUUCUAUUUUUUUGGCUAAGGUUGUUUCAUGAUGGUUGCUUACAUGUGUGUUUAAAACUAGAUUCAGAAUAAAGCCAGUUUGGUGACCAGUCUUUGUCAGCAUUGGGCAUUUUUGCACAUAUUAAUUUGUUGGUAAAUGUGUGUGAUAAGAUCAAGUAAAAUCUUUCAUAAAUAUUAGAAGUGAAAGAGCUUUAAGUUAAAUCUACUUCGGGUACUUAAUUCUUUUUACCAGAGCUGUAUUUUGCUGGGGGUUUUGACUGUUUUUUUGUUGUGUCGUAUGGUAGUUUCCUUAAUUCUGUGCUGUUGCAUAGUUAUACUUGUCUUAUUCAGGUAAGAAAUUGGAAAAUAUUUAUUUCAAGUUAAUAAUCCAGGUUUGGGGCAUUCUGCAUUGUUUUUCAGGUUAAUAAACAGGACGUAUUGACUGGAAUGUUCCCAGACCAAGUGUGGCAGUGAUCAAGUCUCUGAGAAGACAAGGAACUGGUAUUGUCAUUGUUAUGGUGGCAACCCAAAUGAAAUCUAGGGGAAUUCCCAAAAUCUGCAAAAUCUGCUUUAUAUUAACUGAUGAGUCUCUAAGGUGGCCACUGCCAAUUCUUGUUUAUGCAACAAGAUAAAUUUGGUCUGGAUUACUGGUCCUGAAAUUAAGGGGUUGCAUCCACAUGUCCGCGAUGGAUCCCUCCUCUGACAGCCCGGCCCUCAGCGGCGCUGAGCCAGCCUUGGUCAGGGACCCAUCGCCUUGUGUAAACGCAUCGAUUGCUUCUGUUCUGUGGAAGAAACCACAUCGCUUUUCAGACGUUAAUUAAGAUAGAUUAAGUAAUAAACUGGAGAAUAUGUGGAA
Messenger RNA from Columba livia (rock pigeon), 4637 nucleotides. RefSeq names its product transport and golgi organization 2 homolog (gene TANGO2). The record is from RefSeq and is a predicted model, not a curated record. Gene Ontology annotation, cellular component: Golgi apparatus. The coding region runs from base 391 to 1221 and encodes 276 amino acids. Lineage: Eukaryota; Metazoa; Chordata; Aves; Columbiformes; Columbidae. Gene Ontology annotation, biological process: Golgi organization; protein secretion. The transcript has 10 exons.